Messenger RNA from Humulus lupulus (European hop), 2538 nucleotides. RefSeq lists its product as uncharacterized. Bases 1 to 2538 code for a protein of 845 amino acids. The record is from RefSeq and is a predicted model, not a curated record. Gene Ontology annotation, molecular function: catalytic activity. Lineage: Eukaryota; Viridiplantae; Streptophyta; Magnoliopsida; Rosales; Cannabaceae. The transcript has a single exon.
AUGGCAGGAGGAUCCAAGGUCAAGAAGAAGCGUGGUAGACCGAAGCGUGGCCUUUCUUCUUCAGAGGCGCCGAGGAAAGUUAAAUCGAUGGUGGAGUUAAUUGGAGUGGAACCAGUGUUGUUCUCAGAGGAUGAAGAACCCAUUCUGAAUGAAGAUGGGAGUGGGAUAGCGAACGAGACAGAGGUUCUUUCUCCUUCUGAAAUGCAGCGCAAGACUCAGAUCAGGGUUCAAUUUUCCCAUCUAUUGGAAAAGCGUGAAGCUCAACGCAGUGGUAAGGAUCUGGUUAUCCCUAAUUCUCCUUCUAAUCCUGGAUCGAGUAAUGUGAAUAUUCCAAAUAGUCUAGGAGGAGAUGCUAGUUUGGCAACACAGAUGAAUGAAUUUGUUAAAAUUGAUAUGGAAGAUAUUGUUGAGGAGGUGAAUUACUGGAGUCCAUCGUUAGUUUGCUAUGUGUUAGGAGCCAAUCCUCCAUUGCCUGUUCUUGAAGGAUUUUGUCGACGUAUUUGGAAGAAUAUGGGGAUUGACAAAGUGGCUGGGCUAGGACAGGGUGUCUUUAUCGUGAGAUUCAAUACAGUGGAGCAGAGAGACUUUGUUCUGAAUAAUGGAAUCAUGUUCUUUGACAAGAAACCACUUAUCAUGAAGCCUUGGAAUGCAAAUGAUGAUUUUAAGAAGGAAGAUAUGCAACAAGUGCCAAUUUGGAUACAGUUAACCAAUCUUGAUCUGAAAUAUUGGGGUGAGCAGUCAUUAUUCAAGAUUGUGUCUCAAAUUGGGCAACAGUUAAAGAUAGAUCCUGUAACAAAAUCUAAGGGGAAGCUUAAUUUUGCAAGGAUAAUGAUUGAGGUGUCUAUAGCUCAAUCUUUUCCUAGCAUUAUAAGUUUUAUCAAUGAGAAGGAUUGCCAAAUGGAUGUGAUGGUGCACUAUGAAUGGAAACCGAUUGUUUGCUCACAUUGUAAGGGAUUGGGACAUGAAUCUACUUUGUGCAAAAAGCAAAAUGGGUCAAAAGUUUGGAUACCAAAAGAUCAAAGGCAGGUCUCUACUAAACAGGACACUAUAGAUGCUGAGGGUUUCUGUACUGUCAAAGGGAAAGGAAGGAAGAGAGAUGGUAGUAAUUGCCACAGGGAAAGCGUUGCUGAAAAUCUAAGUAAUACAUUUCAGGUUCUAGCUGAAACAAAUCUGGCGACAAAAGAUACAGAGCAAGGAAUUGAUAUCACUGCAGGAGGGGGAGAUCCUCCUACAGUCCUAUCAUGGAAUGUGAGGGGGUUGAACCAAACCCAGAAACAACAUGAAGUCAAAAAAUUUAUUUUGACUAAAAAAAUUAGUUUGGUUGGACUCCUUGAGACUAAGGUUAAGGCUAAGAAGAUGGGAGCCUUAUUCCUAAACAUGUUUAGGGAUUGGUGUUUUACUUCAAACAAUGCGUGGUUUAAUAAUGGCAGAAUUUUAUUGGCUUGGAAUCCAAAUGUCUUCUCUGUGGAUAUUCGGGUUUGUUCAAGUCAAUGCAUUCAUUGUUGGGUGGUACCUCAAAAUGGUUCAAGUGGUUUUUUCUGUACAUUUGUUUAUGCUUUUAAUGAUGAGGAGCGUAGGAGAGUUUUAUGGCAACAGAUCAGAGAUAUACAAACUAUGGAGCCAUGGAUUUUGCUUGGUGACUUCAAUGCUACCAUUAAUAAGGAUGAAAGAAUUGGUUACAGAGUGAGGUCUCUCUAUUCUGAAUCUUUCUGUAACUGUCUGCUUGACUGCGAUUUGCUUGAUAUCCCUUUCCACGGUUGUUUCUUCACCUGGAAUAACAAGCAAAUUCCACCUGGCCGCAUUAUUGCCAAGCUUGAUAGAGUUUUGGGUAAUUCAGCUUGGUUGGAAAAUUUUCCUCUCGCGAAUGCUUGUUUCUUACCGGAGGGUAUUUUUGAUCAUUCUCCAACAGUGGUUUCCCUGAGUAAGGCUAUGGAGUUAGGGAAGAAGCCUUUUCGUUAUUUCAAGAUGUGGCAAAAGUUUAAAGGUUACCAUCAGUAUGUUAGGGAGGCGUGGUGUAAGCUGGUGCAAGGCACUCCUAUGUUCAGAGUUGUGGCCAAACUCAAGAGAGUUAAAAUUGCCUUGAAGAAUUUGAAUACCUGUAUAGUUGGUGAUAUCAGUACCUCUUAUUUUCAAUCUGAGCAGUUACUUCAUCAAGUGCAGCAGCAGGUAAAUGGUGACCCUCAUAAUCCUCAGCUUAUUGCUGAUGAAUUGAGAUACAGGCAAGAGCAUAACGCCCGUAGAGAAGCUUAUAUAGAUUUUUUGCGGCAAAAGGAAAACAUGACUUGGUUGCAAUCUAGGGAUGAAAAUACUCAAGUCUUUCAUCGGAGGAUUAGGCAACGUAGGUUGCAAAAUUAUGUCAUGGCUAUUCAUGAUGAGCAAGGUAAAUGGCAUGAUACUCCAAUGGGAAUUCAAAAUGCAUUUCUGGAGUAUUAUCAGAAUCUUUUGGGUGGGAAAUAUCAGAGACGAAGAAAAGUUCAACACUGUGUCAUGAAUGAAGGUCCUGUUCUUUCCAAAGCUAAUAUUCAAACUCUCUUGUAG